UCACAGGAGGAAGCAAGGCCUCGCCUGGUGUUCAAGCGUUAUAUAUUCCUAUGCUAUAAACGGCUGUCAUUGAUUGUAGCAUGCCGUAAUGGUUGAAUAAGGAUAUCAGGCGGUCAUUGGAAAUGAUUUUGCCUAGUGUAAAAAGUUAUUCAAUCUUAUGAAGCAUAAAACCAUUUUUGUGAACAUCAGGGGGUGAAUUUUAUCAGUGUUUAUCUAAAUGACUGUGGCCACUGUUGUAAUUUUCUAUACACUACACCCAGAUGUCUGGAUUCCCAAAGCUCUUAAUGGUUUUAAAUUUCACUGAAAUUCUGAAUUUUGCAUAGGAUCGAUGGGAAAAGUGACUUCUACUGUGUUCUCAUUACAUUUUGUCCAGAAACUCCAUGUUUUCUCAGUGAUAGUAGUUUAAUUUUUUGCUGGAACCUAUAAGAUGGUCUUUCAAAGAUCCAAGGGAGAUCUUGGAAUUGUAGAAGCACACAGCUACCUACCUAAACUAACCAUUCCAAGUGCAGAAAUGUUGUAGAACUGGUUAUCUAAUAUGGGUGAACAUCAUCCUGCAUUUUGCUGUUGCUGAGCUAACUCUGAAUUACCUAACUGUUGUGUCUGUGUAGCCUGUCUGAAAAUGAAUGCAGUAUUGUAAUAUAUCCAGUAUUUCCCUACUGUAUGUGCUAUUUGAACAGCUGCACCAUCUGGCUGUUAGCCAAGUACCUUUUAUGGAUGGAAUGUUAGAGUGGCCACAUUCUUGAGAGUACAUCAAGGCCAAUGAUGUAGCAUGUUUGUGUGUUGUUUCUGUGGUUUCGUUCAUAUUUGGCUGAUGUACUCAUAGAUGGUGUAUAACAGACUGCAAAAGCUGGCAUGCAUAAAGCUUAGAAUGAAAAGGAUUUGAAGCCUUGAAAAUGGUAUGGUUUUGAACUGCAGGGAAUGAUGAUGGAAAUAGCUGGCUGAGUUCAAACCCCUAUUCAGAUGCGGAAUGGUUAUUUUAAUGCUAUAUUACUAGGACAUUGACAUCUCCAUUGACAUUUAUGGCACUUACAUGGUCAUUUACCUGUGUAUCUGCAGCAAACAGGCUCCCUCCCACCCCAUCCUGCCCUGCUCUGCUCCAACUGGCCAAGUGUACAGGCCCAGUCAAGGACGCAGCGACCGACUUACAGUUUACUCUGUAAGAAUACUGAGGAAGGCUCCUCUAUGCCUCUGUUCCUCCUUGAGGUAGUGUGGCUCUUGCCCAUACCUCCUAUCCUUCCUGCCUAGAUGGGCUUAUGUCAUGUACUAGGCAGAGAAGACCGCGGAUCACGUGUGUGUCGGACCACCGGUGUUUAAACAGUCGCAGAAGAGCGUUUCCAAGGGCGUUUAGGCCGGCUCCACUUAAGCUUGUUGCCCACCCCAGCCUUUAUAGUGUGUGCAGCUUCUGCCACGCAGCCACUUGGUUUGCGUAGAGCAGUUGCAUAGUCACACUGCUGAGAUUUCGGGAGGAUUCAUGAAGCUGUGGCAUAGUCACCCUACGUUUAGGAGGGUGUAUGCUUGCAACGUCUCUAUUGUUAUGCAUUGCUGUAGCUUAUGCUUCUUGUUGUUCAUUGGAGUUUUCGGGCGCGUCGACUGCAGUGGUCGUUUUGCGCCCACUGUAGCUUGUGCUUCAGUCGCUGUCUGAUUCGUGAAUGCAUACUCUGUGCCAUUGUCAAGUGUAUGGGAUUGGUCCCCACAUGGAAAAUCUUAAGGUCGGUAUCACUGAGGUCGAUGAACUAUCAUUGUGAGCUGGAGCUUUCAGAUUUGUUAUCGGGUCUUGCUUGCAAAAAGGCCAUCGCAGGCGAGCUGUGGCACAGAAUCACCGAUCACCCUGAGACCAGCACCAUACCCUGAAGUUUUCAGCGUUCUUUUGCAACUGCCAUUUCUCCUGUUUUGUCAACAUCGUCGGCACCUGAACAUUAUAGCCGGUAUCCUUGAAAGCAAAUAAUUUAGAUCUCUUCAAGAAUAUGAGCUUAUAUGGCUCGUGCCUGAAAGCAGACCGAGUUAGUAAGUUCCUUAUUUUGUCAGGAAUGGAGGCCAAGCUUGAGGCUUACCGGGCUGAAAAGAGGAGGCAGAGAGAGGCGGAGAAGCGUAAAGAGUGGCUCUCGGAGGUAUAUCGUGCCACGACCGGCCUGAUCCGCCGCAAUAGACCAGCCCAGUAUGAACCCUCCGUCAUGCCAGGACCGCUAGAAGACCAGGCGAGGGCGCCGGCGACUGAUCAGACGCCGCCGAGCGCCAGCUCUUGGCUGGACCGAGCGAUACUGGUCUGCAAGGUCGGCCUCUACCUGACGCUGUUCGCCAUCAGCUGCCACUUCCAGUUCGGAGCGGCGUUCGUCGUUGUCACGGCCAUACCCAUCAUCUACUUCAGCACGGGCACGCGCGGCCGCCGGCCCGAUGAGGCCAGCGCCUACUCGGUGUUCAACCCGGACUGUGAGGCGAUCGACGGCACGCUGACCGGCGAGCAGUUCCAGCGCGAGAUCAUGUACGGACCGGGCGCCACGUGACCACAGCCGCCCGGCUCGUGCGCCCGCCGGCCGCCGGCAGGUGGCGCGCGCUCUGCGGUGAAGGCGGCACUGCUCGCUGCGCGGGCUGCAGAGGCGGCGGGCAUGUGGACGUGGCAGUGUCCAGUAGGGGACGUGCCGUGCAAUGUUGUGAAACGCUGUGAUGCGCACUGCGAUUGUGAUGUUGAGCAGUGGCGAUUUUUCCAGUGGUGGGUUGUGGUAGACCAGUUCGUGACACUUAAGCUGGUUGGCUGAAAUUGUGGAUAUUUCGGUACAGAAGCCGCCGGGGCUCGCUCCUUUAAAGCAAAAGGCGUGAAAGAUUGAACGUCAGCCGGCAGCUAUAACUGCCUGCGUCUGUGCACCAGAAGACCUGCUUCGACGAAGGGUCGUGGUAGCAAUGUGUCGCGCGGAAGGUUCGUCACGUGUUUCCACGGCCUUUGAGGCCAACUUUUGAGUCGCCGGCUGUUGGAUGGGUUGAAAGACGUUUCGUAGGCGUGUACCUUCAAAGGUGGACUCGCCAUGUUAAGUGUGGACGGGACGCGGCACCAAAAUGGAGCGGCACGCUUGCCAUAUGGUCUCGUGCAUCUCCGUUUGCAGACGCUGUGGAAACAAGAAACCGCGUCCUCAAGCGUAAUUUUCUUGGUGCUUUCUGGGGUCUGAAACUUGACUCCUGCAUGGAGGGAGGGGCACGGUUCGUUCUGGCAAUGUUCAUCGCUGAUCCACAUAUACUGGUUUAAUUUUUCCCCAAAUCGCCCCAAGCUAGGGGCGCCAUCGUGAUUUUCUGUACGUCCUUGACCUGGGACAAGCCUCCGUAAGAGGGCGCCGCCAAAGCCGAUGCCGAUUUUCGUGGUACUGCUGUAUAUGAAGAUUGUAUAUGAAUCGUCCGAUUUGGGGGCCUUUUGUACCCGUUGUUGUCUUGUCGUCUGACGGAAAUAUUUUCCCCUUGACGUGUUAUGUGUGUUAGGCCGUUAGUGUUAAUACGAAUUAUAUUAUAUUAUAUAUAUAUUAUUGUAACCGUUAUUUUUAGUACAUGGUUUAAAGCCACAUAAACUUU
Messenger RNA from Pollicipes pollicipes, 3552 nucleotides. It is a transcript of the gene Saysd1, whose product is annotated as SAYSVFN motif domain containing 1. The record is from RefSeq and is a predicted model, not a curated record. Bases 1965 to 2501 code for a protein of 178 amino acids. The transcript is spliced from 2 exons. NCBI's taxonomy places the organism in Eukaryota, Metazoa, Arthropoda, Thecostraca, Pollicipedomorpha, Pollicipedidae.